Drosophila biarmipes is the source of this 1212-nucleotide messenger RNA. Its product is annotated as brain acid soluble protein 1-like. The transcript has 2 exons. NCBI's taxonomy places the organism in Eukaryota, Metazoa, Arthropoda, Insecta, Diptera, Drosophilidae. Bases 103 to 1014 code for a protein of 303 amino acids. The record is from RefSeq and is a predicted model, not a curated record.
GGACGUUGUUACUAAUACGGCAAAAUCAUCAGCAAUCCAGCGCCUUUGCUAGAAAACUUGAACGAGGCAGCGCUUUUUGAAAAAAAAACGCAAACAAUUAAAAUGGCUAAUGUGUCUGCUGAAGAGAAGGAGACCCCCGUCGAGAAGGUUCCAUCACAGGAAGUCGAUGCUGUGGAGAACGACGUAGUUGCCACCGCCGAUAACGGAGCACCGGCCGAAGUCUUCGAUUGUAACAAGCUGACCUCCGAGGAAGCUGCUCCUGCCACCGAGGAUAAGAAGGAGGUGUACGCGGAUGAAGACCAGAAGGAGAAGUCCGCCGCCAAGGAGGAGAGCAUCGAAGCAGCUCCAGCUGCUGUUACCGCCGCCAAGGAGGCCAACGGUGACUCAGCGGAUGCUCCCGACGCCGAGGCCUUGAACCGGAAGAUAGACGAGUCUGCCGCCGAGGAGAACGGAACACCGGCCGAAGCCUUCGAUUGUAAGAAGCUGACCUCCGAGGACGCUGCUACCGCCGCCGACGAUGAGAAGGAGGUGAACAAGGACAGGGACCUGAAGGAGAAGUCCGCCGUCAAGGCGGCCAAGGAGGAGAGCGUCGAAGCAGCUCCAGCUGCUGUUACCGCCGCCAAGGAGGCCAACGGUGACUCAGCGGAUGCUCCCGCCGCCGAGGCCUUGAAGCGGAAGAUGUACGAGUCUGCCGCCGAGGAGAAAGGGGCACCGGCCGAGGACGUCGUUUGUAAGAAGCUAACCUCCGAAAACGCUGCUCCCGCCACCGAGGAUCAGAAGGAGGUGUACGCGGACGACGACCAGAAGGGGGAGGCCAAGAAGGAGAGCAUCGAAGCAGCACCAGCAGCUGUUAACGUCGCCAAGGCCUUGAAGCGAAAGGCGGACGAGUCUGCUGCCGUAGCCGAGGCCGAGGCCUCCAUCCCGCAAAAACGGGCAAAGGUGGACGUGGACGAGGACGAGGUCAGCACAGAGGAGGAUCUACCGAGUUCACCUCCAUGGGUUUUAGAAUACUAAAACACCCACGCAAGUCAUACAAACCACUACAAUCUACAGUCAGCGACACGCACUUAAUCAUCCAUCCAACGAAGUUCGCGCGUCCGACUUAUACCCCAAGAAAAUCUUUCAAAUGGGACCUUAGACUUAUAACAUACCGAUCGAUUCCCUCUGUAUCAACUUAGAAACUAACAAUAAAUGCAUUAAAUCCAUUAAAAA